CUCACUUUGCGCGAUAUCGAAAAAUGAAAUCUGAGGUUCGUUCGAAUUGAGACUGUAAUAGUGAAGUUUGAAGUAUGAGCCAGUCACUUUUCUAUAUAUUGCUUUGUCACUAUGUUGCAGAAUAAUCAUUCUACUUGUAUCCUGGAAUCUUCCUAAUCAAUAAAUUUGUAUUAUUGAUCAAUGAAGCUAACUAUGGGGAUUUUCUUGAUAUGUUAUUACUGCUUAGCUCACUUUCCUGGAUUACACAGUGUAGCAGCCAAAUACACAUGGCAUAUAAUAUGGUUGGGAGUGCUGUAUCAUGCUGGUUAAUAACCUCAUUUGUGUCAUUUUCGCUACUCUGGACUACGUUUCAGUGGUACCUCGAUUCAGAAUCAAACAGAUGCGUACUUACUCAAAUGCUAGAAAUACCAGAAUUUCAGGAAAUUUAUGUUGAUUGUCAAAGAAAAUGUUAUUCAAACUAUCGGUUGUAUCGGUACCAAGAAGGUUCUAGAUUUAGACCUGGGCAAAGCAAUGUACCAGUUUUGUUUGUUACAGGUUCACAAGGAAGUUUUAAAACUAUCCGUUCACUGGCGACAACUAUAUAUAAUUUUGUACCGGAUAAUUCCCCCUUGGACUACUAUAGUGUUGAUUUGAAUGAGGAACAGUCUGCUCUGAAUGGAGAAAUUGUUGAGCGACAAACUGAUUUUGUUAAUCAAGUGAUUGAUACCAUCACACUGAUGUAUUUCAAAAAGGCGACUUCCCCUAAACAAGUGAUAUUAAUUGGCCAUUCUGUUGGAGCUGUAGUAAUCUUUAAUCUGUUAUCAUCGCGUUGGAAUUUGAAUCAAACUAAAGUUAAACUGGUUAUAUCAUUAGCUGGUCCUAUUCGUCAACCAGUUAUUUUACCGGACCGUUUCAUGGCACAAAUAUAUCACCGUAUGCAUAACUACUUUCAUCAAAUUUCACAAAUUCCUGAUUAUCCUUUGGUAAUAAUAUCAAUCACAGGAGGUUCUCGAGAUAGACUUGUUCCUGAUGUACUUGGUAAUAUUGAUCAGGAUUAUCCCGGUUUAAAUUCUCUCAGUCUAACAUCAUCCGCUGUACAACAUGUUUGGGCAUCGUGUGAUCACCGGUGUAUUCUUUGGUGCCUACAAUUGAUGCAAGCUCUUGACAAAUGUCUCCUUGAACAUAAGUUUAUGCCAAAUGAUCCUACUCUUCGUCUAAAUGCCUUUUCUAAUCUACUUAUUACCAAACCUUUAAUUACGGAUGCAGACUUAAAUAAUGAUGUUGGUGUGAACAAUUUGGAGGCCUUGAGGUCGAAAACCUCAUACUUAAUACCAUCACAUAUGUCAUGGUUGGAUAAAACUAAUCAAAGAAAUACUAUUAUGCGAUUUAAUCUGCCCUAUAACGGCUUGUUAGUAAAACUUGGUCCAUUUUUUGAAGAUCCACAGCAAUCUGUUCUUCUCUUAGUCUCUAAUGCACCAUACAAUUGGCUUCAUUUAUGUAUUGAGACAAACAGUGGUAAUGAAAAACACUGUGACUUCAUUACUCAAAUCACUUCAAAAUACAUCACAUGGAUACCUGAUCCUUUAACAGGAAAUUCAAUAGCUGCUGGUCUGAUUACAUUAUCAAUCUUAGAGAGUUUACAAUUGGUCAACUCUUCGUUAGUGUAUAAGGCAAAAUUUUAUUUAGUCGUCUCAUCUAGUCCAGAUCCAUUUUGGAACAGUAUGACGAUCUACGUGGAUACAUUCAGUAAAACAAGUGAACGCAUACACUUUGAUUUACCUAAGUAUUCAACUUUAUGGUCAUUUUUGUCGCCCAACUUGUUGACAAAUCUUACGCCUAGGACAUCUGGAAGUUUCCAUCGUUUUUAUUUACCUCAUACAAAAUAUUAUCUGAGCGCAUCAACAAUCACCCCGAUAUUAAUUAUUAAACGACAUAGUUGUACUGCAGAUGAAAAAUUUAUGGGAAUGAUUACAAUGAACGCAUUAUGGUGUAACUACUUUCAUUAUGUUGCUAUCGAGGAUACAAAAACAGAGAUUUCUCUCCAACUGCCAGUAUCACAUUUAUCACUGGUAAACUACACAAAAGAAUCACGUUCAUUUAUUGAUCUCUAUUUGGAUCCGAAUUGUGCCUACGAACUCUCUAUUCAUUAUUCUCUGAUCAACUGGUAUUCACAGUUGUUUCGACUUCAUUGUACACACUUUGGUGGUUUACUCUGUGGGCAUUUACUGUUAUCCAUGAUAUUAUUAACUAUGCGAUUAAUUAAAAUUAAUGAUGAUAAUUAUUCUGAUUAUCCUCGAAGAUCUUUGCGGGUCAAUGAAGUCUACUGUCAUUUAGCUGUUAUUAUUAUUCAUUUCAUCAGCUUCCAGUUGUUUUAUCUACCAUUUUCUGAAUGGAUUGAAUUACAACAAUCUGGUCAACUUGGUUUACGUCUGGUAAAUACACUUCAAACACCCGCAGCUGUUGUCCACUUCCCAUACAUUGAACUAAUUCUAGCUCAUCUCCCCUUCCUAAUUAUUUCCAUUCCUUGGGCUUUUCUUAUUCCUGUGGGUAAUUAUCUUCUUGAUGGAUUUUUCUUGUUUCUCUCUCAAAUGAUUAAUCGAAAUUACUCAGAAAAGCGGAAUGAUAAAACUGUAUCAUCUUCUCCAACUUUACUAAUGAUCAUGACAAUGCUUUGCAUCUUGUUAAUUGGUUGGAUAAUUUGUGAAUCAUUAGCUGUUCUUUUGUUAAGUUUACUACUGUUAAUCAAUAAUUGUUCAUUUUGCCGACAAAAUCAUAUCAAUAGUGAAGCAGUCAAAUUCUUCAGCAGUUGUCAUUUUAUGAAUGUACAAGGAAAUAUUGUCUGUACAGAUGAAGAGAAGCAAAAGUCGGCUAGUCAUCAUGCAAAUACUGAUCAUUCUUAUUCUAAUAUUAAGAAAUUAAAAGGGACACCUUCGUCAGUAGAGUUUAAACGAAAAAAUUAUGCCAUAUUGUUUUAUUUAUUGAAAUGGCGGACAUUUAUUUUACUCGUUCUCAUUAGCUUACUAAUGUUAGAUGAUUGGAUAUCAUUUGUUGUGCGUAUUAAAGAGUCGUAUUUCAGUUUAUCUGGUGUUUUAUACAGCUAUACACUUAUGAUGCAUUCCAGUCGUUUGAUACCAAGUACUCUUAUCCUGCUGUGUACAUCGAUAUGGUUAUUACAAUUUGACUUAGUUCGUGUUCACUCAUCCUCGUCAACAUCGCCAUCGUUUCGGUGGUCCCUAUCGUCAUCUUUAGUGUGUAUACGUAAGAAAAACACUGCAGUUGACACCAUUACUAAUGACAGUAAUAAUAAUAAUAAUGGUAACAACAGUAAUAAUAGUAAUAUCAAUAAUGAUAAUAAUGUUAAACAAAUCUAUUACUUUUUUAUAUUCUCUUGUAAAAUUAUUGCUGUAUGUUUAUUAUUCAGUAUUUUCAACUUGGCUAUAUCAUUAUAUCGUAUUGUACAGUUAACUGUGCUUAGUCUUGAAUGUAUUGCCUUAAUCCUUUGGUUCUCUUAUAGAUCUUAUCAUCCUAGCAGCAGCAGUUGUGAAUAUGUACAUAAAGUGAAAAAAAUGUGUUAAAACUUUUUUCAUUGAUAAAAAAAACACUUUAUACUCC
Molecule: messenger RNA, 3591 nt
Organism: Trichobilharzia regenti
Lineage: Eukaryota; Metazoa; Platyhelminthes; Trematoda; Strigeidida; Schistosomatidae
Source: the annotation of a GenBank genome assembly